Messenger RNA from Manis pentadactyla (Chinese pangolin), 3206 nucleotides. RefSeq names its product serine/threonine-protein kinase RIO3-like. Gene Ontology annotation, biological process: maturation of SSU-rRNA; protein phosphorylation. The record is from RefSeq and is a predicted model, not a curated record. Gene Ontology annotation, cellular component: cytosol; preribosome, small subunit precursor. NCBI's taxonomy places the organism in Eukaryota, Metazoa, Chordata, Mammalia, Pholidota, Manidae. Gene Ontology annotation, molecular function: protein serine/threonine kinase activity; ATP binding.
UCGGCCUUGCCCCGCCGCCUGACUCCUUGCGGGCACCGCUUCCCAGCUCUGCCGCCGCGCUGCUCCGUUCUCCCUGUCGCGGGCCUCUUCCCUCACAUGGAUCUGGUCGGAGUGGCAUCGCCUGAGCCCGGGUCGGCCGCGCCCUGGGGACCCAGCAAGUGUCCAUGGGGUACCCCUCAAAAUACAGUAUCUUGUUCUCUGGCUGAUGUAAUGAGUGAACAGUUGGCUAAAGAAUUGCAGUUAGAAGAAGAAGCUGCUGCUUUUCCUGAAGCUGCUGUUGCUGAAGGACCAUUUAUUACUGGAGAAAACAUUGACACUUCCAGCGACCUAAUGCUGGCACAGAUGCUACAGAUGGAAUUUGACAGAGAAUACGAUGCACAGCUUAGGCGCGAAGAAAAAAAAUUCAAUGGAGAUAGCAAAGUUUCCAUUUCCUUUGAAAAUUACCGAAAAGUGCAUCCUUAUGAAGACAGUGAUAGCUCAGAAGAGGAGGUUGACUGGCAGGAUACUUGUGAUGACCCCUACAUACCAGCAAAACCAGUUCCUACCCCGAAAAAGGGUUUUAUUGGAAAAGGAAAAGACAUCACCACGAAGCAUGAUGAAGUAGUAUGUGGGAGAAAGAAUACAGCCAGAAUGGAAAAUUUUGCACCUGGGUUUCAGGUAGGAGAUGGAAUUGGAAUCUAUUUAAAACUAUCAAACCAUGUUUUCAAUGCUUUAAAGCAACAUGCCUACUCAGAAGAACGUCGAAGUGCCCGCCUCCAUGAGAAAAAGGAGCAUUCUACUGCAGAAAAAGCAGUUGAUCCUAAGACACGUUUGCUUAUGUAUAAAAUGGUCAACUCUGGAAUGUUGGAGACAAUCACUGGCUGUAUUAGUACAGGAAAGGAAUCUGUUGUCUUUCAUGCAUAUGGAGGGAGCUUGGAGGAGGAAAAGGAAGAUAGUAAAGUUAUACCUACAGAAUGUGCCAUCAAGGUAUUUAAAACAACCCUUAAUGAGUUUAAGAAUCGUGACAAAUAUAUUAAAGAUGAUUUCAGGUUUAAAGAUCGCUUCAGUAAACUAAAUCCACGUAAGAUCAUCCGCAUGUGGGCAGAAAAAGAAAUGCACAAUCUCACAAGAAUGCAGAGAGCUGGAAUUCCUUGUCCAACAGUUGUACUGCUCAAGAAACACAUUUUAGUUAUGUCCUUUAUUGGCCAGGAUCAAGUUCCAGCCCCUAAAUUGAAAGAAGUGAAGCUCAGUAGUGAAGAAAUGAAAGAAGCCUACUACCAAACUCUUCAUUUGAUGCAGCAGUUGUAUAACAAAUGUGCACUUGUCCAUGCCGACCUUAGUGAGUAUAACAUGCUGUGGCAUGCCGGGAAGGUCUGGUUGAUCGAUGUCAGUCAGUCUGUGGAACCAACCCAUCCUCACGGCCUAGAGUUCUUGUUCCGUGACUGUAGGAAUGUCUCCCAGUUUUUCCAGAAAGGAGGGGUAAAGGAGGCCCUUAGUGACAGAGAGCUCUUCUGUGCUGUUUCAGGCCUAAACAUCUCAGCAGACAGUGAGGCUGAUUUCUUAGCUGAGAUAGAAGCUUUGGAGAAAAUGAAUGAGGAUCAUGUGCAGAAGAAUGGAAGGAAAGCUGCCUCAUUUUUGAAAGAUGAUGGAGGUCCACCAGUCCUAUAUGAUGAAUAGCGCCAGGCCCACUGCUCUCAGUGUCAACCAGUGGUGACUGUCAGCUGCCAGUGGCAAGCGGCGUUAUGGGUGUACGGAAAUACCAAAACACGAGGCGUGGUGGUGCUUCUGUGCUUUUUAUUCCCUUGUAACCCAUGUGCCAGAUGUGUGGAAUUUUUAGCACGGCAUUGAGAGAAUAUAUUGUCACUACCUCCCAUCUUAUAAGCAGGAUAACAUAAUUCUUUAACAGCUAUAGGUUAUGUAGCUGAAAUAGACCUGAUUUUAUAGGAUUCAUGGUAUAAAGUAUUUUGAUGAGAAUUUUUUAAACUUAGGGAACAUUUCCAAAUAUGGGAGGAAAGGACAGAUGUGUUUAUAAGGGAGGAGUUUAUUACAACAUAAGUGCUUUUUUUACCUCCCUGUUUUGUGCUGUGUCUUUCCUCAAAUAGUUUAUCACCUGAAAUUAGCCCUUCUCAAUUCUCUUUCUAAAUUGUGAUAAUAAUUCCCAAGAAAAAUUCUUCUCCUUAGUAGGUGAUACAAAUGGAAAUUUGGUUUCAGAAUGGCUGACAGAAACAGACACAAGCUAAGUACUUUUUAUUGGUGCAUCAUAAAUAUGAACUGAAUUCAUUCCCAUAUUCAUACCCAAGAAAAGGCAUCAUAGAUUUCUGAGGGUGAUAAGAUAGAAUUUCUUAACUACUCAGAUUUUUUUAAUGUAACAUUCAGCUUUUCUACACUUAGGUGAAAUGGUUAGGAUAUAUAAAUCAUGGUGUGGCUGCAUUUAUAAUGGAAAGGUAAAUUACCUGGAAGGACAGAAUAUAAUAUUUAACCAAGUUUGACAUAUUUUAAUGAAGUCAGUGAAACAAAGUUUACAUUUCAAACUAUAUGCUUAUUGAUUGAUUUUGGGAGAAAUACAGCAAGCUAAUUAGAAAUAAUCAAAUUAUGAAAAGUAUAAAAUAACUGGGAUAUCAAAUUAAUCAUCUGAACUAUCUGGCCUCACUUUAAAUAAUUUUUAGUACUGGCUAGAUGCCAACAUCUUAAACAAAGCAAGCACUGUACUGGAAAAGUAUGUUGGCUUUGUUAGGUUUGAAGUUCAUUAACCACAGCGUAAUCAUUCCUCCUAUUACUGAAUUCAAGCUGGAACCACUAAGGACCCAAACUGUGUGUCUUGUACUAGAAAGUAAAAAUCCAAACAUUUACACUUGGAAGCUUUUCCUUUAACACUAUUUUUUAAAUGCCUAAAAUGUUCUUUCUAGAAAAAUAUUUAUUUUUGUUCUGUUGAAUGGCUUUUAAGUACAUUUCAGAGAAGUGUGAUUUGGGAUAGAUACUCAUUACAUUUCUGAAAUGUUUAGUCUGAAAGAUUUAAGAUGGCGAUUAUUGGCUUUACAGAAAUUUCAGACAACUAAUUAAAAGAAACAUUAACCAUUUAAAACUUUUUUAUCUUAUUUUCUGACAUACUCUGACAAAGAGCAGCAAACCAUUGCUCUGUGGCAUUCUUGGAGUGUGCUGUGAACAUGCUUUUUAAGAAAUUAAAAAUGGAGAGAUCAUUUAAAAAAAAAAAAAAAACCACAAUGAGA